CAGCUUCUUUCAUGCAAUAGGCAUAUGUGUGCAUAUCACAUGUGCCACCUUGAUUGCCAUUGGUUGAGAGAGCGUCUUUGCAUGUUUCCAGCCAAGGAGUUUUAUUUUUAAGCUGAUGUCCUUUAAUCCAUCAACACUUUCAAUUAUCAUUCCUGUGACCGCACCGAAAGAAGAAUGAGUACCAUGAAAAGUCCCAAGCAACUAGCAGACUCUUGUCUCCCCUCCUGCACGGGAGAAAUCUCGACAAGCAAAGACAACCCUGGAAGCUUAAGAAGGCUUCUUCCACUCACUCACGGCUCAUCCGUUCUGGCACAGCGACUGUUCCACCUCCAGUCAUACCACAAUCCGCUAUUACCCAAUAGACGACGUAAACGUGAGAUGACUCCCACUGAGAAAAAGGACGCUUCAUAUUGGGUGAAACGGAAGAAGAACAACGAGGCCGCCAAGCGUUCCAGAGAGAAGCGACGACUCAACGACUUCAUGCUGGAGGGGCAACUUCUGGCACUAAGCGAGGAGAAUGCCCAGCUCCGGGCCGAGGUGCUGAGUUUGCAGUAUCACAUGGGGACUGGGCGAGGUUUGGACGUCAAUCACCCCACUGUGCCCUUCCACUCUCCCAUUUCAUCCCAUCUCAAGCCUUCCAUGUGGGGUUUGCCUCCUGGUACUGCUCCUCUUCCAGCAGAAGCUCCAGAGCUGUACCACUCUUGGCAUGGCUCAUCUCCAUUCAUCUCGCCCCUAAGAGUGCCUCCUAAAAGUGCCAACCUACCAUCACAGAUUAGCCAUUUGGACAACAAUGCUGACCCAGUAGAGGCAGACACAGCAUCUCACUCACAGGUCUCUUCCAGCAACGACCCACCAAGACACCCACAACGGUUUCCAUCCCAUAGAGCAUCUGCAGCCUCACCACCCCCUCCUCAGCCGCUGCCUGGGUUGAGCCAGUCUGCCACCCAACACAGCAAUCAGAUGUUACCUUGGGGCUCGUCUUCUUUGCGUCCAUCUCCCCUUCAUCCCAGCUGGCCACUGUCCUUCCCUAUGUCACUACGAGACACAGACAGCUCUCAUAAUGGCGUAAGUUCCCUCUGGAACUUCAACAGCAGGUACUGCAUGCUGUCUGCUGAGAUCUCAGGACAGCUCAGAAGAAUUUUUUGCCCGGAGAACUCUUAGCCAACAAUAAUGCUGCCUGAACAGUUUUACAUUGUGAUAGUAACCUGCUAAAAGGGAUCGUUCACCCAAAAAUGAACUGUAGAUUUAUUCACCCUCAUGUUGUUCCAAAGAUGUAUGACUUUUGUUCACUUGUAGGACACACAUAUUUUUGUGUUUUUUUUUGUCAAUUCAGUAAAAGUAACUGGGUUCCAUUGUUGGUUUUGGACCUCACUGACUGUCAUUCUAUAGACAAAAAUAGUUCUUCAAACUUGUGUUCCACUAAAGAAAGAAAGUACCCAGGAAACAACAGGGGGGAUCUGUUUCUUUAAGGUAUUAGCUGUGCUUCAUGUAGUGAUGUGC
Molecule: messenger RNA, 1500 nt
Organism: Carassius carassius (crucian carp)
Lineage: Eukaryota; Metazoa; Chordata; Actinopteri; Cypriniformes; Cyprinidae
Exons: 2
Coding region: 175-1161 (328 amino acids)
Biological process (GO): regulation of DNA-templated transcription; circadian rhythm
Cellular component (GO): nucleus
Molecular function (GO): DNA-binding transcription factor activity; DNA binding
Source: RefSeq, a predicted model, not a curated record